GUGAUGGAGAACAGGACAGAGGUGACAGAGUUCAUCCUUUUAGGUCUGACCAAUGCCCCAGAACUGCAGACCCCACUCUUUAUCAUGUUCACUCUCAUUUACUUCAUCAACAUGGCUGGAAACAUGGGGAUGCUUGUGCUGAUUCUCUGGGACUCUCGACUGCACACUCCCAUGUACAUUUUUCUUGCCAACUUGUCUCUGGUGGACAUCUUUUACUCCUCUGCUGUUACCCCAACAGUUGUUGCUGGACUUCUUGUAGGAAACCAAGCCAUUUCCUAUACUGCUUGUGCUGCUCAAAUGUUCUUAUUUGUAGUCUUUGCUACAGCAGAAAAUUUUCUCUUGGCUGCAAUGGCCUAUGAUCGCUAUGCAGCAGUAUGCAAACCCCUGCAUUAUACUACUACCAUGACUCCAGCUACAUGUGCGUGUCUGACUAUGGCCUGCUAUGCUGGUGGUUUCCUGAAUUCUUCCAUACACACUGGGGACACAUUCAGACUCUAUUUUUGUAAGGCCAAUGUGGUCCAUCACUUUUUCUGUGAUGUUCCAGCUGUCAUGGUUCUCUCUUGCUCCGAUAGACACCUCAGUGAGAUGAUCCUUCUCUAUGGAGCAAGCUUUGUCAUCUGUUCUGCACUCCUUGUUAUUUUGAUAUCUUACAUAUUCAUCUUCAUCACCAUCUUCAAGAUGCGCUCGGCUGCAGGAUACCAGAAGGCUAUGUCCACCUGUGUGUCUCACUUCACUGCUGUCUCCAUUUUCUAUGGCACUCUUAUUUUCAUGUACUUACAACCCACCUCCAGCCACUCCAUGGACACCGACAAAAUUGUGUCUGUGUUCUACACCAUGGUCAUCCCCAUGCUGAACCCUGUGGUCUACAGCCUGAGGAACAAGGAGGUAAAGAGUGCAUUCAAGAAAGUUGCGGAGAGAGCACAAUAUUCCUUAGGAUUUUGA
Apodemus sylvaticus (European woodmouse) is the source of this 942-nucleotide messenger RNA. RefSeq names its product olfactory receptor 5B3-like. The coding region runs from base 4 to 942 and encodes 312 amino acids. Gene Ontology annotation, cellular component: membrane. The record is from RefSeq and is a predicted model, not a curated record. Gene Ontology annotation, molecular function: G protein-coupled receptor activity; olfactory receptor activity; odorant binding. The transcript has a single exon. Lineage: Eukaryota; Metazoa; Chordata; Mammalia; Rodentia; Muridae. Gene Ontology annotation, biological process: G protein-coupled receptor signaling pathway; sensory perception of smell.